Salmo salar (Atlantic salmon) is the source of this 4276-nucleotide messenger RNA. RefSeq names its product adenosine 3'-phospho 5'-phosphosulfate transporter 1. Gene Ontology annotation, cellular component: endoplasmic reticulum membrane; Golgi membrane. Gene Ontology annotation, biological process: 3'-phosphoadenosine 5'-phosphosulfate transport; transmembrane transport. The record is from RefSeq and is a predicted model, not a curated record. Gene Ontology annotation, molecular function: 3'-phosphoadenosine 5'-phosphosulfate transmembrane transporter activity. Lineage: Eukaryota; Metazoa; Chordata; Actinopteri; Salmoniformes; Salmonidae.
AAGCUCGUUUUUACGCAUGAGUUUAGCUAGCCAACGUCGCCAUGAAGUCGUCUACAAAUGUGAUCAGGAAUUUUUAUUUGAGAAGCUGUUUUAGUCGUUUUAGCCCACUUUACUAGUUGCCUAUCUUGGUACUGCUCGUAAAGUGAGCAUGUGCAUUUAUUCUUCCAGCCCUACAGGUGGCAAUGUGCGACGGUGGUCUACAAUCUCAGCUAUGUAAUGAAAUCCGGCUUCGCAUUUUCCAGGUUUCCACUGAAGGGGGAUUCUUCAUUGAAGUGAACACAUAGGCAAUUGAUAAGUUGUGAAGGCACAGGGAAAGGAAACAGCCAGCCCGAAAGAAAUUAGCUUUUACAUUAAGGAUUUCCUCAGUUAAUUUGCGUAAACGCUUCAUUGUAGCUAAAGUGGUUGAGUUAUUCGGCGUGUUCGCAACGCCAGGUGUUAGACCAGAAUUGGUGGGUGGAAAAUGCCAUCUUUUUUAUGGAGGUAGGAACAUAUUAUGCUGAUGCCUCUAACCGUUCAUUUGGAAUUGCAUUCAUUUUAAACCCAAAGCUUUGGUCUGGCCUGGUGCUGAUCCUCCUCCCGUCUACGCUGGCGGCUGACAAAGAGUCUUCGUUGCUACAGGACUGGCACGACGUGUGGCUGUUCCGCUUCUUCCUCAACGUGCUGGGCUACGCUACCAUCAUCAUACCUGGCUACUUUCUCAUCGGCUACUUCAAGAGGAUCAACUACCUCGAAACAGGUCGUGGCAUUUGCUAUCCUGUCAUAAAGGCCUGUGUGUUUGGUAGUGAAUCGAAGACUGGUCUCCUGGACGAUGUUUCCAUAGCUCCGAGAAAUGACGCUGACUCUGGCUCGUCAGCCAGACAAGCCUUCAAGUUAGUCUUCUGCGCUGCGGGACUUCAGACAUCUUACCUGACAUGGGGUGUCCUACAGGAGAGGGUGAUGACACGCUCGUACGGGGCCUCCAACCCUGAGGAGGAGGGCGAGCGCUUCAAGGACUCCCAGUUCCUGGUGUUCAUGAACCGCAUCCUGGCGCUGACUGUGUCUGGCCUGUGGUGUCUCCUGUUCAAGCAGCCUCGCCACGGUGCGCCCAUGUAUAAAUACUCGUUCGCCUCGCUCUCCAACGUCCUCAGCAGCUGGUGCCAGUACGAGGCCCUCAAGUACAUCAGCUUCCCCACCCAGGUGCUGGCUAAGGCCUCUAAAGUGAUCCCCGUCAUGCUAAUGAGUAAGAUUGUGUCGCACAAGAGCUACGAGUACUGGGAGUACCUGACGGCGGCUCUGAUCUCUCUGGGCGUCAGCAUGUUCUUGUUGACAAGCACGACCGGUAAGCACCCGUCUACGGUCACAACGUUCAGCGGCGUGGUCAUCUUGGUCGGCUACAUCGUCUUCGACAGCUUCACGUCCAACUGGCAGGACAACCUGUUCAAGUGCAAGAUGUCGUCGGUACAGAUGAUGUUCGGCGUCAACCUCUUCUCCUGCCUCUUCACCGUGGGCUCGCUGCUGGAGCAGGGCGCCUUCUUUGACUCGCUGGCCUUCAUGACGCGACAUUCGGAGUUUGCAUUCCAUGCCGUGCUGUUGUCGGUGUGCUCAGCAUGCGGCCAGCUCUUCAUCUUCUACACCAUCGCACAGUUCGGCGCCGCCAUCUUCACCAUCAUCAUGACCCUUCGGCAGGCCAUCGCCAUCCUGCUCUCCUGUUUCCUGUAUGGCCACGCCGUCACAAUGGUGGGUGGCUUCGGCAUGGUCGUGGUCUUCCUCGCCCUCUUCCUGCGCGUCUACGCCCGCAUCCGCAUGAAGGCAGGACGCAGGGCGCCGCAGCCACAGGUGCAGAAGGUCUAGGAGGAGGAGUCUGAGGAGGGAACUGGAAAAACAAAAACUAAAGCCACGUUUUCGUUGUUUUUUUUUCUGUCUCUGUGUGUCCCGUUUGACUUUUUGUGUUCGUUUAAUGGGUUUCUACUUUGUAUAGGAAAGGUACAGAAAUGGAUUCUAAUUCCUUUUUAAAGGUGUUUGACUUGACACGCACCGAGCCGUCGUCACACAGGUCAAUUAGUCUCGAAAACCCAACCCUAGGCAACACAGUGACUAGGGUCUGGUUUCAAUGAUGGACUCUUGUCAUAGAGGAACUAUGUUACUGCCUAAGUCACUACUUUAUCUGCUUGAAUAAAAUACAAAAUGCAAAAUGAUCACGGAGGUUAUUUUUAAUGAGUGAAUUACGCAAGUGGAUAGUUUGUAUCAACUACCUUAACUAAAACCACUGCAAAGUUAUUGCCUGCAAAAUCACGACGUUCUGUUAUAUCUGCCUCUUGAUUUGUUGGGAGAGUCCCCAGAAUGUAUAUUUUACCCUUAUCGACGUAGGCAGUGACGUAGAUUCUCUAUGCCAAAAGAGUCGGUCAUUAAAUUCAGACCUUAGUCACUGUGUUGCCUAGGGUCAGGUUUCAAGGAUACAGGUCAAUGGGAGUGAUUCGGUUGGACCAAUCAGCAGUCACGGCCGUUUAAGUGUCUAUGACCCCAAAAUUACACAGCAAUCGUCGCUUGUACGUUUUGUCUGUCAAACCCAGCUCAAAGCAUGCAACAUUGGCAUGUGAAAUGUAAACAACUAAUUAAAUGGCUAUUGAUUUCAGCCUUUGUGAUAUGCUUCUGGAGCUGCAGUCAAAGAACAAAAAUCUGAUGUUUGCCGUGUAGUUUUGGGGUAAUCACUAGUACAUGAGCUGUAUACUGCAAACCUUCAGCUAUGGGUAAUGUAAUAUUGUGAAUGGCGCCAUAUUAAGCUCAUAAGACCUCUAUGAAAAGAGGACAUGAGAUACUAUGGUGAGCAGGCCCCAAGUAAGGUCCCAUUUUGGAUAAUCUCUGUAGAUACUGCAUCAAUUUUGUUUAAAACUAAUAAUUGCAUUGUUGUACAUUUUGGACAUGGCAUGAGAGAAAUCUUUGUAAUCUUUACCAGUUCAUGAUCAGGUAAUGCUGCUUGAGAAUAUUUUAUUUGUUUCAUAUAAAGAAGCAGGUAUGGUAGAGGUCUCACUUUUGGCAUUAUUCUGACUUGAGAUCUAUGUGCUUAACUAAAAAAUGUCAGAAGAAGUCUACCAUUGAGAUCAAGGAAGGAUUUACACGAACGUCCAGGUUGUGCCAGAAGGAUCUCAAGUCAAAUUACUGCCCUUUCAGAUCAUACGAAAAGCAUAGUUCAUACAUCUUUAGUUGACUGAUGUGUUGUUCCUCAUGGCUUACCAUAGUGUAUGAUGAGGAAAGUUACUGAGUGACCCCACAGAAAAUGUUUUACUAUUUUCCUAACAACCUCACAAGAAUAAAUGCACAGCUUACCAGCAGACCAUCAAAAAUAACUUUGCAGAAGUUACUAUGUUCUAUUUUAUAUGGAGUGAGGGGAGGGAGAGAGAUUUCAAGCAGCAUUCAAGAUGCCCAUCUUAUUUUUUGAAUAGGACGCACUUACGUUAGGUCAGGUAAAAGACAAUUAACUGUCAAAUGCCAGCAAGAGUUGCAACCAGGCGGAAUGACUCGAACUUCAGCUCUUGGAACAAACAGCCUGCACAUUUUUUGUUCUCUUGUUUUGUUGGUGUAGGAUUCAACUAGGCAAACCAUAUUAUUGAAGUAUUUCAUUUGGAUAAAUGGCAUACAUUUUCAUACUGUAUGUUAGUUUAAGUAUGGUGACAUUCAUUUAGUGGCCUGGCUGACCCAGACAACGUGGAGAAUUUCGUAUUCGCAUUGCCAGGCAAUUCAUUUAGCCCUACGUGUACAGCUUUACAAUCAAACCAAAUACUUGAAUUAUUUGUUACACUAACUUACACUAACAAUCAUUAAUGGAUACACUAUAAAUAAUUUGGAACAGGACAUACAGUACCAGUCAAAAGUUUGGACACACCUACUCAUUCCAGGGUUUUUCUACAUUGUACAAUAAAAGUGAAGACAUCAAAACUAUGAAAUAACACAUUGAAUCAUGUAGUAACCAAAAAAGUGUUAAAUCAAAAUAUAUUUCAUAUUUGAGAUUCUUCAAAGUAGCCACCCUUUGCCUUGAUGACAGCUUUGCACACUCUUGACAUUCUUUCAAGGUUUGAUGUCUUCACUAUUAUUCUACAAUGUUGAAAAUGGUAAAAAUAAAGAAAAACCCUUGAAUGAGUAUGUGUGUACAAACUUUUGACUUGUACUGUAGACCAGUUGUUCUGGUAUUAUUAAAUUGCAAAUGUGAAUUUGUAUUCAAAAGUCAAUAAUCACCCAUAGAGACGACUAAAAGAUUUGACAAACUGCAUUCACAUUUUAUAAAGUUGUACAUUCAAAUUUA